Molecule: messenger RNA, 1587 nt
Organism: Serendipita indica DSM 11827
Lineage: Eukaryota; Fungi; Basidiomycota; Agaricomycetes; Sebacinales; Serendipitaceae
Source: the annotation of a GenBank genome assembly
AUGCUCGACGGUCCAAAUGGCAUCAGUAACAAUGGAAAAUCCCAGGCGAACAGCAGCAGCGAGAUGGAAACGAGGAUGGAAAGCGGGAUAGAUGGAUAUAUCAUCGUCAAUAGCGUAUCCCAUGCGCGUUAUUUGCCCAAACCAUCGACACAUUCGUUCAACUAUCCAACCAUUUCCAUCUUUGUUGACGUGUGCUCUCUUUACACUCCACCACCACCCUCUUCGGUCAAAGACAAGAGUACGAAUAUAUCAAAUGGGAACGCGAACGGAGAGCAUCCAACAGCAAGGCGGUCAAUAGGACUCGGUGGUCUCGUCUUCGGCACCGGGUCAAGCUCAAAGAGGCGGUUGAUGAACCUGCGCCCGUCUGCGUAUCUAUUUGAUGAUGGUGACCAGACUACGACACUCGUGGAGCGAUUCCAAGCGUUUAUGAAUCCCGCUGCUCGUCGAGGUGACAACACAGGAGCAGGCAAGAUGGUUAGAGAUGGCGAUACUCUCACGGAUCCAGUAGCAGAGCUGCGAGACGUGUGGCUGCUCACCUCUCCGAGCUACUGUGGUAUCGAAGGAAUCAAUCCGCUAAGCGUUUGGUUCGCUUACGAUCGAAAAAAGGCGCUGCGUGUCGUUCUCCUUGAAGUGCAUAAUACGUUUGGAGAGCGCCAUGUGUACGUUCUUCGAGCCGGGCAAGACGAAGAUGAAGAUAAGCCGUCCAAAGCGGAUCAUCGAUGGACAAUACCACGCCAAUUUCACGUAUCCCCGUUCAACAAUCGAGCAGGAUACUACACAUGCACACUCUGGAAUACCACACACCCCCAUCUUUCUCCCGAUUCUCCUCGCCCUGUUGUCAGGAUUGAUCUCCUUACACCAAGCCGUAAACUCAAACUCACAGCGACGACGCGUGCAGUCUCGUCUGACCAUCUAUCCUCGCCUUCCAUCCUCCGUACUGUCCUCCGAUACCCAUUCACACUCUUCCUCACAAUGCUAAGAAUUACGUAUCAGGCGGGGAUUUUACAUUACUCCAAACGCUUAGAUGUCUACCCGCGGCCAGAGCCACGACCCGCCAAAGCGGAUGUAGAGGAGAUGAAAUGGAGUAGGAAUCCAGUUCAAGUUGAGGGAGAUGUUGGAAUCGACAGGAAACUAGAGAGUGGACCUGUCGGAUGGCAACCGAUUGGGUGGAUCGAUCAACGCGCAAAGGAGCGCGUGUAUACCUUUCUAUCUCAAAGGGCGACGGAGUUGGGGGUCGUUAUCCUCCUGCGACCAGCCAAUUCGCACGAACAGCCACUCGACUUUCGACCUGCCUUGAAAGAAAGAUCGAUACACGCCAACGCUCAAACGCUCACUAUACGAUACCUGACUCCUCUCUUCUUUACUCACCUUCUCGUCCUCCCUUCUGCGACUCACGCACUCUUUUGUCGUCACGAACAGAGAAGAUAUUCUGGACUUCAAACGACGAUCUGUUUUUGCAGGUUUUCGAGCCGUCUCCGAGGACGAAGAAGUCUUUUUCUCAGAGAUUGCGGAUAUGGUAUCUGCCUGACGUGGCUAGGAGGAUUCCAGCACCUCCAGUCCACUCGACCGACUCUCAGCGAGGGAUGA